Messenger RNA from Salarias fasciatus (jewelled blenny), 1451 nucleotides. RefSeq names its product microfibrillar-associated protein 1-like. The transcript is spliced from 7 exons. Bases 113 to 1438 code for a protein of 441 amino acids. Lineage: Eukaryota; Metazoa; Chordata; Actinopteri; Blenniiformes; Blenniidae. The record is from RefSeq and is a predicted model, not a curated record.
UAAACACCACAGAAGAAGAAGAGGGGGAACUCGAGUGCUACUCGUUUUGCUCAACAGAAGAAAGGCUCUUUUCCAAAUUUUUACGUAGCUCUCCAUCGUCGACCGGGCAGUCAUGUCGAGUCGUGAAGCUCUCAACAUGAAGCUCCCGCCGAUCCAGUCCACGGCUGGAGCCGUGCCGGUUCGUAAUGAGAAAGGUGAACUGUCCAUGGAGAAGGUGAAGGUGAAGCGGUAUGUGUCUGGUAAGCGUCCAGACUAUGCUCCAAUGGAGUCCUCUGAUGAGGAAGAAGAGGACUUCCAGUUUGUGAAGAAGGGAAAGGAAAUGGAGCAGGAAGUGGAGCUGGAGGAAGAGGACGUUUCAGACCCACGUCUGAAACGUCUGCUCAACCGUGCCUCUGAAGACGUGGAAGAAAGACUUGCCAGACACAGGCAGAUCGCUGAGCCAGAAGUCGUGGCUGAAAGCAGCGAGGACUCGGAUGAGGGAACCUGGCACCCAGAGCGCGAGGAGAGCAGUGAGGACGAAGAGGAGGAGGAGGAAGAGGUGGAUGAUGAGGAAAUUGAGAGAAGGCGUGCGAUGAUGCGACAGCGAGCCUUGGAAAGAAAGAACGAGGAGAUGGAGGUCAUGGAGGUGGAGGACGAGGGGAAGUCAGGGGAGGAGUCAGAGUCCGAGUCUGAAUACGAGGAAUACACGGACAGUGAGGAUGAAGCUGAGCCACGACUGAAACCCGUCUUUAUCCGCAAAAAGGACAGAGUCACGGUGGCAGAGCGGGAGGCAGAAGAACAGAGGCAGCGAGAGCUGGAGGCAGAAGUCAAGAGGCAGGCUGAGGAGCGACGACGCUACACGCUCAAGAUUGUGGAGGAGGAGGCCAAGAAGGAGUUUGAGGAGAACCGUCGCACACUGGCUGCCCUGGACGCCCUCGACACUGAUGGAGAGAACGAGGAAGAAGAGUACGAAGCCUGGAAAGUCAGAGAGCUGAAGCGCAUCAAGAGGGACAGAGAGGCCCGCGAAGUGUUGGAGAAGGAGAAGUCCGAAAUUGACAGAUUCCGUAACUUAACGGAGGAGGAGCGUCGGGCGGAGCUCCGCAACAGUGGCAAGGUCGUCACCAACAAAGCCAGCAAAGGCAAAUACAAGUUCCUGCAGAAAUACUACCACAGAGGAGCGUUCUUCAUGGAUGAGGAGGAGGACGUGUACAAGAGGGAUUUCAGUGCCCCAACUCUGGAGGAUCACUUCAACAAGACCAUCUUGCCAAAAGUUAUGCAGGUUAAGAACUUUGGCCGCUCAGGGCGCACGAAAUAUACCCACCUGGUGGACCAGGACACCACGUCCUUCGACUCCGCCUGGGCCCAGGAGACCGCUCAGAACAGCAAAUUCUUCAAACAGAAGGCAGCAGGCGUGAGGGACAUUUUCGACCGGCCCACCGUGAAGAAGAGGAAGAUGUAAAGAGUGUGUGAAG